AAGCUGCAUCUUUGGCGUCCUUGUCCUACUACAACUAUCCUCAUAGUUAUACCUCCUUUUCUUGGCCACCUCCAGGAAAAAUCAAGGAACCAAACGGGUUCGUUGGUUCAGAAUCUAGGCCUAUGGCGAUGAAGAUGAUGCUUGGAGCUGGUGCUGGACGAGGACAAGGAGAUGAGCCUCCUUUUCCGAUGAUGCCAGGCCUGACGUUACCGGAGCAAGAAUGCUCUUUCCCGUUUAUUUCGACACCGGAACAGGCGGCAGAAUUUCUUUUUUAUGGUUAUGCGAUGAUGCCUCCGGA
Messenger RNA from Amoebophrya sp. A25, 298 nucleotides. Lineage: Eukaryota; Dinophyceae; Syndiniales; Amoebophryaceae. The record is from the annotation of a GenBank genome assembly.